This is a messenger RNA of Penicillium bovifimosum, 1029 nucleotides long. Its product is annotated as DUF2406 domain-containing protein. Bases 1 to 1029 code for a protein of 342 amino acids. The transcript is spliced from 6 exons. The record is from RefSeq and is a predicted model, not a curated record. Lineage: Eukaryota; Fungi; Ascomycota; Eurotiomycetes; Eurotiales; Aspergillaceae.
AUGGCCUCCCCCCAAUCUCCCACUUCUCCCAAGCGGAGUCGUGGAUUCACCAACAGAUCAGAAACGUCGGAGCGAUCGGGAUCAACCUCACAUAAACGUGGACCCUCCGAGUCAUCAGAAGAAAAGGCCCGUCGCAAUCUCCACACCAAAGCAGAUCCUCUGGUCGCCAUGAACGAACUUCAGCCUAUGGCCGUGGCGCUGGAAAAGUCGAAUCUGGGUUCGCUACGUGAUAUCCAGCAUAAGGAUCAGUUUGGAAAUAUCAUCACCGAUCCCGACCUGUCAAACCCCACUCGCCCACGUUUGGAGCGCCCUUUGGAUACCAUUCGAUCGUUCGAGGCAGCAAUCUACGGGUCUUACAGUAAUCGUGCGUCGUACGCCAGAACAGAAGAUGCUGCGUCACAGAUGGGCGAUUACAGCCGACGAACAAGCUACUACGGAGGUCAAAACGGAACCUCAGCCAGAAAUUACGACCAGAACAAUCACUACGGCCAACCCUCAUCCCGACCAGACAGUAUCGUAAACGCCUACCAAAAUACACCUCAAACGGCAGAAGGCGCCCGCACCAAUCCCGCGGGUCCCCCUCCCCCUCUCUCCCCAGCCGACGGCUACUCAAACAUCGCCAACAACGUCAACAACGCGCAAUACGGCUAUCCCCAGGGCCACGGCUACCAGCGCUCAGCUGAUAACGUACUCGCGCCGUCAAACGGGUCCGGCGGUUCAGAUCCAUACGGACAAUCCACAGACCCCAGCUCGCUAAGCAGCUCCAACGACCAACUGCAACAGCAAUACCUGCAGCAACAGCGGCUGGACGAGCGUGCGCAAGCCGACUACGGAUACAACGGAUACGCCUCCAAAGGUGCCCAGCACGUGGGUGACCCGAGUAUUGGCGGGCCUGUCGGAGGGAUCCCUCCUUCGGGCGCUGCCGCUGCGUGGGCGGCUCCGGCUGUGCGUAAUGCGCAUGCUCCUGCUCCGCCGUCCAAAGACGAUAAGAGGAAGAGCUGGUUCAAGCGCCGGUUUAGCAAGGAUUGA